Messenger RNA from Cyphellophora europaea CBS 101466, 1515 nucleotides. RefSeq lists its product as uncharacterized. NCBI's taxonomy places the organism in Eukaryota, Fungi, Ascomycota, Eurotiomycetes, Chaetothyriales, Cyphellophoraceae. Gene Ontology annotation, molecular function: phosphatidylinositol binding; ubiquitin binding. The transcript has 3 exons. The record is from RefSeq and is a predicted model, not a curated record. The coding region runs from base 1 to 1515 and encodes 504 amino acids.
AUGAAGCGCUUAAUGAGCCAGAUCAAGAAGAAGAAGGGUGGUAGUCCAACACCCAACGGCGACAGGAGCCGCAAUGGUCCUGCUCCCAUGUCGUUGCCAGAAGGCGAUGCGCCAGACGCUGUCGUCGUUCGCGAAGUGGUCGCCUUUUGCGAGUCCGGCGCUCCUGGCUCCAACACCGCGGGUGACGAAUACCUCCACCUUCCUGCCAUCGUUGACGCCGCCGAGUCAAGUCCAACCGCCGCCCGUGAGGCCGCCAACACCAUAGCCCGCUACCUGUCCAAAGACAACUACGCCAAAGGCUAUGCGCAGUACAAUUCAAUCAUGAUCACUCGAAUUCUCACCGACAACCCGGGCCGGCCUUUCACUCAGCACUUCGAUGCCAACUUCAUUUCCACUGUCAAGCACUUGCUGCGAGAGUGUAGGGAUCAGAAUGUCCAACAGAUCACACGAGAGACUCUCGACUAUUUUGAGGCCGAGAAGUUGCGCGACAACGACUCUCUGAACCCUCUGAUGCAGAUGUGGAAGAAAGAAAAGAGCAAGAGCGCACGCUUCCCUGCAGCUCCAGUGGUCCGUACUAGUGAUGUCUUUGUUCCCACAGAUGCUGAUGAAACGCAGUAUCCGAACGGCAUGGCAAUGCAACACGGCGGUAACCGUUCCAGCCGGCAUCCGAGACAGCUGCCGCCUCCCGACGAGCUGGCUGCCCGCAUCGAAGAGGCAAAGACCACUGCGAGACUGCUGAUUCAGACCGUUCAGUCGACACCGCAGCAGGAGCUGCUCGGGAAUGAGCUGGUCAAAGAGUUCGCAGAACGAGCACGAUCGGCGCACAAGAGCAUCCAGAACUAUAUGAACUGCGAAAAUCCUGCGCCAGACGAGGAUACGAUGCUCACACUCAUUGAGACCAACGAUCAACUCAAUGUUUCGAUGUCGAAACACCAGAGAGCUGUCUUGCAAGCCCGCAAGGCGGCCGGCAUAGCAAGUCCCACUCCGCCCGGCGGUCAAGGCCCGGAAGCAAACUCCUAUAUGCAGGCGCACACUCCCGGCCAGAACGUAUAUCAAAAUGUCUACAGCCAACCGCCUGCCCCGCCGCAGGCCAAUAUCUCACCUGUUUCACCCGUCAACAAUAGUGAGACAUUCUCACCUCCCCUAGGGCCUCCUCCCCAGCAGAGGACCGACCCCUCUGCCUUCGCUCCACCACCCGGCCCACCACCCUCGCAGAGCCGUGGUCCACAACAGGGCACAUUCGAAUAUGAAGACGCCUAUGCGCCUGCUCCGCACAUACCUGCACUGCAACCUACGCAAAAUCGGCCAGGUUCUAGGAAUGCAGAGUACGGUGUUGCUGACAAUCCGUUCUCGGAUGACAAUGUGGCCGACGAGACGCAGCCUAAGCCGAACCAGAAUUCACUGUUCGCAAGGAAGCCGCCUCAGCCGAGUCAGAGCUACAUGCAACGCCAGGAGUCCUCAACCAACAACCUGACCAUGCACGGAGGUAGUUUGCCUCCCAACGAGCAGCGUUAA